AUGGAGCCUAAGUUACGGUCUCCCAUUAAUCCAUUCCUGGGAUAUCAGCUGUACUUCAAAACUUCAAUGUGUACUCUGCACAUUCUGUCCAGCUGGAAUGGCAAUGCUUUUGCUGUUAAUCGCUCAAGCGUAUUAUAUUUCCCAAUUUUACAUAAAAGAUCAAUUAAGUAUAUAUUAAAAACUUCAAAUAUAAUGUUGGUGGGAGGACAGCUUUAUCUUCUCAUUUCUUUUGUUUCUUCCUGGGAUUUACUGAUCGAUGGUAGCGUAAGAAUUAUCUCAAAGAAAGGAGAUAUAAACAUAGCAGUAUUUUUAUCUUUGUGUCUGAACAGAAGAUUAAACGUAGAUUCCCUGUUGAUGUUGGAAGCUAUCGAUUCGCAAACAAAUAGAAAUAACCUGUUUUUAAAACUUCUUCUUCAAAGGAGAAAGAAUGGUGGAAUAACAUCAGGCUACGUGAUUUACGAUACAUGCGGUGAAUCUGAAAACGCAAUAAAAGAUGUUUUUGAAAUUGGUUUGGAGCAUGUAAACACCUUGUCCAGAUGUAACCGUAGUUGCUGUGCUGCUUAUCCUUCGCGUAAGGAUGAGAUACUCGUAUUAGCUAACUUGCGAAGAGAUGAAUCAUCUUUGUUAAUGAAUUUAUUACUAGUUGCGAACAAACCAUUUGUUGCACUAUCUCGUGACAACUGGCAUUAUCAUUAUGAUCAAUCCAAUAAAGGCAAUUAUAGAUCACAUGCUCAAAACUUUGAUGUGUUUAAAGUAUAUGUUAAGAUUAUAAAAGAGAUGAAAUGGAAAAAUUUUGGUCUAAUUUAUUCUAAUAACUCAUAUGGCGUAACAGGGUAUUUAAGGUCACUGGAUAUAUUUAAGAAGAAGUACUUUUGUUUCAGUGCUUAUUACAUGUUUACUAGUGGUACUCAUAAUAAAAGUAAUGACGCUGUAAUGAAAACACUUAAGAGGGAUUCAUACAUUGAUGUUGUUAUAUUGUGGCUAACAGUUGAAGAUAGCAUCCAUUUCUUUCAUCUAGCAAAAGAAUUUUCAAUAUUUAACAGAACUUGGUUAGCAGGUCCUGCCAUUUCAUACCUUCCUUCAUAUUAUUUUCGGUCGUUUGAACCAUUUGUGAUACAAGGAAUGAUAAUCGUCAAAAGAGAGACUGUUUCAAAUCCCAAAUAUUUACUAAGACCGAGAAAUGUAGCCAAAUGGGGUAAAAUUACCAAUACUACAACUUUGCAGGGUCUUAACAAAACACAUUUGGAGUCUUUGGCAGAACAAAUAACACCGCAUACCAUUGAUUUGCUGGAUGAUACUGUGACUACUCUAAUGAUAUUUCAACAAGACAUUAGGAAACAUAUCCUCAAGCAUUACUCAAAACCUAAUAGCUAUAUUAUUAACCAAAUUCAAAGGCAUUCCGUGAACUUUAAACCAACUCAAUUAAAUUUGGCAGAAAUACAAAUUUUACAAAUCAAUAAAAUAAAUCGGACAGUAAAUUUUGCAACUGUCGCCACUGUGGACACUCGUGAUGUAGUAGUGCGUAUCUCUAAAAUCGGAAAAAGUGUUUGGGCAGGAUACAAAGACACAGCUCCGGUAUCAAACUGUCACGAUAUUUGUCAGGCAGGCUUUGAGCCUAUCUAUACAAAUAAAAAAUGUUGCUUUAUAUGUGAAAAAUGUGAGGAACGUUAUUAUAAGCCAAGCCAUGGCAAAUCAAAUUGUUUAAAGUGUCCUUCUGAUACAGAAUCAAACACAAAUAGAACGUUAUGUUCUCCUUAUACGAACAAAUACAUUACAUAUAACUAUAAGGAAGCUUAUGUUGUACUAACCUUAAUGGCAGUUGGUGUAAUCGUUACCUUAAUGUUUGUUAUUUUGUUUAUAAGGCAUAAAGCAACACCAGUUGUUCGUUCAUCUAUUUUUUCGUUAUCCAUAACUCAGUUAUUUACUCACCUUAUUCUCUUUUUCGCACCGUUGGCAUCAAUUGGUCAGAUAAAUGACACAUCUUGCAUAAUUACACUAGUGAUGCAAGGUCAAUUAAUAUGCUUUCUGUUAUCAAUCAUAUUCUCAAAAACCAUGUUCCUUGUAGGUGUUUUCCAAAGCAAAACAGUGCUUGCACGUUCCACUAUAGUAAGAUCUUUUCAACAUGUCUGGCUGUUAAUCAUCCAAAUAGUUUAUGGAUUGAUUGUCACUGCUGCUCUUUAUUAUUCACCAUAUGGUAUUACUCACGUGAAAAACAAAGACACGCUUGUUAAUGAACUAAUAUGUGAGAAUUUUACUCUGAUGGUAUCUCAAUUUACUUUUAUAUUACUUCUCACCGCUGUUUGUAUGGUUCAAGCCUUUCGUGCACGACAGCUACCUUCGUAUUACAAUGAUGGAGGAAAGAUACUAUACGCAUCAUUUGUCGUCAUCCUAACAUUAAUCAUAGCUGCAUUGUUGCAUCCAAGUUUAAAAGGCUUCAAUUAUAAAUUUCUCCAUUUUCAGCUCCUUACCUGGCUGAUAAAUUCUUGCAUUUUGUUUUUUAUGUUUGCAUUUAAAGUAUGGAUAAUUAUCUUUAAGCCCGAAAAAAACAAUAUUCGAGCAUUUAAGAAAGUAUUGUACAAUAACACAACAGAGAGAUAUUGUUUUGGUGACAGGACCGAAGAUUUACCAAACCACCCCACUGGUUUAAAGCAUGUAAACAAGUUGGGCGUAUCAUGUAUAAAGGAAGCUAUCCUGUGUAAACAUAAAUGGAACAAACACAAGAAACGUACAGCAGUAAAAGUAGAGCGAGUACUGACAGUAUUGAUAAAAUAG
Hydractinia symbiolongicarpus is the source of this 2772-nucleotide messenger RNA. RefSeq lists its product as uncharacterized. Gene Ontology annotation, cellular component: membrane. The record is from RefSeq and is a predicted model, not a curated record. Bases 1 to 2772 code for a protein of 923 amino acids. Lineage: Eukaryota; Metazoa; Cnidaria; Hydrozoa; Anthoathecata; Hydractiniidae. Gene Ontology annotation, biological process: G protein-coupled receptor signaling pathway. Gene Ontology annotation, molecular function: G protein-coupled receptor activity. The transcript has 7 exons.